GCGUGCGCGUCAUCGGCGGGCGCCAGUCGCGGGGCGAUGACGCCAGAGCCCGGUCCGGACUGUCAGUCGGAGCGGCGCCGCGGACGGGCCCAGGGGCCCGCGGGGCCGGCUUGGCCAUGGCGGCUGUGUUUGACCUGGACCUGGAGACGGAGGAGGGCAGCGAGGGCGAGGCCGAGGCCGAUUCCAGCCCCGCGGAGGCGUGUCCACUCGCGGAGCCGCGGACAGCCGGCCCGGAGGUCCCGGGCAGGUACGAGGAGGUGGAGCUGACGGAGGACAGCGUGAACCCGGGCCCCGAGCGCAUCGGCCCGCACUGCUUUGAGCUUCUGCGGGUGCUGGGCAAAGGCGGCUACGGCAAGGUAUUCCAGGUUCGCAAGGUGCAGGGCGCCAACUCGGGCAAAAUAUACGCCAUGAAAGUGCUGAGGAAGGCCAAAAUCGUGCGCAACGCCAAGGACACAGCGCACACGCGCGCCGAGCGGAACAUUCUGGAGUCGGUGAGGCACCCGUUCAUCGUGGAGCUGGCCUACGCCUUCCAGACCGGGGGCAAACUCUACCUCAUCCUCGAGUGUCUCAGUGGAGGCGAGCUCUUCACGCACCUGGAGCGGGAGGGCAUCUUCCUGGAGGACACGGCCUGCUUCUACCUGGGAGAGAUCACGCUGGCCCUGGGCCACCUCCACGCCCAAGGCAUCAUCUACAGGGACCUCAAGCCCGAGAACAUCAUGCUCAACAGCCAGGGACACAUCAAACUCACCGACUUCGGGCUCUGCAAAGAAUCCAUCCACGAGGGCGCCGUCACCCACACCUUCUGUGGCACCAUCGAGUACAUGGCCCCCGAGAUUCUGGUGCGGAGCGGCCACAACCGAGCGGUGGACUGGUGGAGCCUGGGGGCCCUCAUGCACGACAUGCUCACCGGCUCGCCCCCCUUCACUGCCGAGAACCGGAAGAAGACCAUGGACAAGAUCGUCAAAGGGAAGCUGGUGCUGCCCCCGUACCUCACCGCCGACGCCCGGGACCUCAUCAAGAAGUUUCUGAAGCGGAAUCCUGCCCAGCGGAUGGGGGGUGGCCCGGGGGAUGCUGCCGAUGUGCAGAGGCACCCCUUCUUCCGGCACAUCAAUUGGGACGACCUCCUGGCCCGCCACGUGGACCCUCCGUUCAGGCCCUCUCUGCAAUCCGAGGAGGACGUGAGCCAGUUUGACGUGCGAUUCACCCGCCAGACGCCCGUGGACAGCCCUGACGACUCGGCCCUCAGUGAGAGCGCUGACCAGGCCUUCCUGGGCUUCACCUACGUGGCCCCGUCGGUGCUGGACAGCAUCAAGGAGGGCUUCUCCUUCCAGCCCAAGCUGCGCUCCCCCCGCCGCCUCAACAGCAGCCCCCGGACCCCGAUCAGCCCCCUGAAGUUCUCACCCUUUGAGGGGUUCCGGCCCAGCCCUGGCCCCCAGGAGCCCAUGGAGACCCCCCCGCCUCCCCUGCUGCCGCCGCCUUCGCCGCCACCCGCCAGGACGCCCCCCCUCCCCAUCCGGCCCCCCUCGGGGGGCAAGAGGUCCAAGAGGGGCCGUGGGCGCCCCGGUCGCUAGGAGGGGGCAGGCAGCAGAGCUGUGGC
This is a messenger RNA of Sorex fumeus (smoky shrew), 1597 nucleotides long. RefSeq names its product ribosomal protein S6 kinase B2 (gene RPS6KB2). Bases 117 to 1571 code for a protein of 484 amino acids. Gene Ontology annotation, molecular function: protein serine/threonine kinase activity; ATP binding. The transcript is spliced from 15 exons. The record is from RefSeq and is a predicted model, not a curated record. NCBI's taxonomy places the organism in Eukaryota, Metazoa, Chordata, Mammalia, Eulipotyphla, Soricidae. Gene Ontology annotation, biological process: protein phosphorylation.